AUGGCUGAUUUAGAAAACAUCGUGCAUGCCACUAAAGGCCGCAUCUACGGACCAGUUGAUGGCUUCUACGAAGCUUUUGAGAACAAACCCUGGUAUCCAGAGCUUAAGUCGCUCAUCGAGAGCCGCAGCCCAGAUAUCCAACAAUUUCUCCCAUCGGCAGGCACAACCAUAAACCUGGAGAAAUUAAACACCCAUCUGAAAACGCUGGAAAAGGAUCGAAUUCGUCAGUACUAUGGCCUGACGAAAAGUCUCAAAAUUCCCAAUCCCAGCUUUUGGCUGGCAGAAGAAUGUGACGGAUGCAGCGAUGCACCUGAUUGGUCCAAGGUCAUGAUGGUCGGCGUGAUGGAUGAUAAAGAUGAUCCUCAAGACUAUCAUCAAGGGCUGUUAUGUUUGAUCUCUCUCGCCGAACGGGUGUUUCUAGACCAGCCAACUCGAAGGUUUUUGCAUGGCAUCUACAUCCGCGACCGUGUCGCCGAACCGUGGCUGUUGGACAGAAUGGGCCUGUACAGCGGUCGACCUUUGGAACUACCCAGUGAAGGAGCUCGUCUUGCCACACUAUUAUUGGGCUACAGCAUGAUGAGCCAUUCCGAGCUGGGAAUGGAUGCUUUCAUACGCGAAGAGGAUGGAAGCAAGUUCAUCGAACUCUCAAACAAUGACCCACAAAGGUUGUUUCUUGAACCGACACCGUUCGUGUGUCCAAACCAGCUGUUAGGCAAAGGUGUGACUUGCUACAAGGCGAGAGAAGAGAGUUCCGGGCCUUGGAAAGCCGUUGUCAAGUUCUGUUGGAAGUCAGAGAAGGAAGAAAUGGAGGAAAAGAUCCUCCAUCUUGUCAAGGAAAGAAAGGUUUGGGGCGUCAUCCAGUUGCUUGAUCAGGGUGAAAUCGAGAGCAUGACAAGCAUUCACCAUGGACUUGCGCUUGGUCCUCCUCGGAAGAUACCUGCAUCGCCCAAUGACGAACAGACACGCGAUGCGAGUUCGAUUGACACUCAAACCAUACUUGGAAAUAGCGAACUGGUCCUUGAACGCAACAACACUUCUGACGAGUCCCGGGUGCUAUCAUACACGAUAACCUCUCCCUUCGGUCGGCAUAUCACUCAGUACAGCAGCAUCAAGGAAUUUCUCGUCGUGCUCCGAGAUGCAAUCAAAGCACACAGGUCCCUCUACACAGAUGGACGCAUACUUCACCGGGAUAUCUCCAUCAACAACAUUAUCAUCACAGAAGCAAAGUCUCCAGGGGAGUCAAGUGGCACGCUCAUCGAUUUAGAUGCCGCAGUCGAAAUGACAGAUAAAAAACCCACUCGAAAGACAAUCACUGGUACCAAGCCAUUCAUGGCCAUUGGUUUAUUACAAGGAGAGGAAAAUGCGUAUCGCCAUGAUCUUGAGUCUUUUUUCUACGUUUUCCUUUUCUCUGCCGCGAUCGAUAGAAAGCUUGGCCUUUCGGCAGAUACGCCGUUGCAGAAGUGGUUGGGUGGAAGUUGGGAUGACUUGGCGGUUCGUAAGGCGGAGAACUUGACUGAUCCUCAAUUUGACAAGGUUCUCGCUGCCUUUCAACCUGACUUUGAGGGAUUGAAAGGUCUGGCUAGGGCGCUGAGAGAUCUAUUCAUUGGGAGCAAGGUUGCAUCUGAGGAUGACGGGAGUCAGCUGUAUGACCAGAUGUUAGCACAACUUGACGGAGCGAUUCUGGAGCAGUCUGAUGGAAAGGCACAAAUCUAA
This is a messenger RNA of Fusarium pseudograminearum CS3096, 1713 nucleotides long. RefSeq lists its product as uncharacterized. Bases 1 to 1713 code for a protein of 570 amino acids. NCBI's taxonomy places the organism in Eukaryota, Fungi, Ascomycota, Sordariomycetes, Hypocreales, Nectriaceae. Gene Ontology annotation, molecular function: protein kinase activity; ATP binding. The transcript has a single exon. The record is from RefSeq and is a predicted model, not a curated record. Gene Ontology annotation, biological process: protein phosphorylation.